AUGGCCUCUCCAUUUAAUACCUCAACGUUGCCACUAGCCGAAGAUUCGCAAUCGAUUGACCAGAAGAAACAAGGCGACUCGAAUCGUUGUUCCAAUGUCCUUCUAGAGAAGCGCGCAGCAGAUGCUAACACAGUGGAAGAUAAUCCAGAAACAAUUAUCGUAGACUGGGACGGUCCAGAUGAUCCCGCAAAUCCAAGAAACUGGUCCAAGAGACGCAAAUGGGCUGCAGCAUUAACUGUCUCCGCCUUCACCUUUAUUUCUCCCGUCUCGUCCUCCAUGGUAGCACCCGCUGCCAACCAGAUUGCUGCUGAAUUUCAUAUCACAAGUAGCGUUGAAAUAGCUAUGACAAUCUCUGUAUUCGUCCUUGCAUACGCGGUCGGCCCACUUUUUCUCGGACCUCUCAGCGAGAUGUACGGACGCGUCUUAAUCCUGCGAGGUUCGAAUCUAUUUUUUAUUGCCUGGAAUUUAGCGUGUGGAUUUUCGCAGAACAAGGCGCAACUCAUUGCAUUUCGGUUCCUCUCCGGGCUCGGUGGUAGUGCACCAUUGGCUACCGGCGGCGCCGUUCUGAGCGACAUGUGGACGCCGGAUCAGCGUGGGCAAGCCAUCGCCAUCUACUCUCUCGCUCCCUUGUUGGGCCCGGUCAUCGGUCCGGUGGCUGGCGGCUGGAUAGCGCAGCUGUCUACUUGGCGUUGGGUGUUCCGCUCCACAAGCAUCGCAGCCGCUGUCGUUCAGCUUUUCGGUUAUUUCUUUCUACGCGAGACGAAUGCCCCAUUACUUCUCGCACGAAAGGCGAAGCAGAUUAAAAAGGAACUAGAUAUCGAGAAGGGCUCACGUACGGUCCGCACGGUAUACCAGACCGAAGACAGGCGUUGGAAACGGCUCUUCGCGAAGUCCCUAUUCCGGCCGUUCAUCUUAUUCGCUCAGGAGCCAAUCAUUCAGCUCUUGGGCAUCUACCUCGCCUUCGUCUAUGGAACAGUCUACCUUGUCCUUACGACGAUCCCGGAUAUCUUCCAGUUUACUUACCACGAGAAGGCUGGUGUUGCCGGUCUUCAGUAUAUCUCGCUGGGCAUCGGGCUAUCUAUUGCAUCGCAGACUAAUGCUCGUAUGCUGGAUCGUGUCUAUCGUCGCCUCAAGGAGCGAAAUGGUGGCGUGGGUCUUCCUGAGUUCCGUCUGCCUAAUGUGAUGCCCGGAACACUUCUUCUCCCUAUCGGUCUCCUCAUCGCGGGAUGGGGUGCUGAAAAGCAUGUCCAUUGGAUCUUGCCCGAUAUCGGAUUCGCAUUCAUAGGAGCUGGAACGAUACUCAUUUUCCAAGGUAUACAGACGUAUGUCAUCGACGCAUUCACCGCACAUGCUGCCUCCGCUUUGGCCGCGGUAUCCUGCCUACGUUCUUUGGCAGGUUUCGGUUUCCCACUCUUCGCCCCCGCCAUGUACAAAGCACUCGGAUACGGUGUCGGCGACACAAUUCUGGCCGCGUUUGCGCUUGCCGUCGGAUUUCCUGCGAUCUGGUUAUUUUGGAAGUAUGGAGCACGCAUCCGAGGAAUGAGCAAGCAUGCGCGCCAGGAUGAAAAGCCUGCCCAGGGCGCAGGCCUCUAA
Molecule: messenger RNA, 1593 nt
Organism: Sparassis crispa
Lineage: Eukaryota; Fungi; Basidiomycota; Agaricomycetes; Polyporales; Sparassidaceae
Product: Efflux pump vrtL
Exons: 13
Coding region: 1-1593 (530 amino acids)
Biological process (GO): transmembrane transport
Molecular function (GO): transmembrane transporter activity
Source: RefSeq, a predicted model, not a curated record